AUGGCUAACGAGGCCGGUCGAAAUGACCAAGAACAAGAAUUUCAAUUAAUGAUUUCUCGUCAAAUAACGCGGUUUAAAAAAUUUGUUGCUGAUUCAAACAAUAAUUCAAAAAUCACAGAAAUUUACACUCGUAUGCAAAGAAUGGAACUCAUCUUUGAUGAAUUUAACAAGGUUCAAACCGAAAUUGAGCAAUAUGAUGAAUCCGAACAAAAUUUCUCCGAGCGAGUCACCUUUGAAGAUGAUUAUUAUGAAACGGUAGCAAAGGCAAAAAAAUUCGUCGGUCAAUUUGAAACAUUCAAUGUUAAAUUGCCACCUUUGUCUCUGCCCGAAUUUGACGGCAGUUAUGAUAAAUGGUUAACAUUUUACGAUGCAUUUUCGGCUCUCAUCCAUAAUAAUCCUAAUUUAGAUCGUAUCAAUACAAUUCGUAAACUUAAAGCUUGCACUAAUUGCCUUCGACUAGGACAUAAAGUUUCGAAUUGUCAAGGAAGUUCAUGCAGAAUUUGUGAUAAAAAACAUAAUAGUUUACUGCAUUUAUCUAUUACUAAUAAAAACUCACAUCAAAAUUGCGACAUUACGGAUAAACAUAAUAUUUCCAAUAAUGAAGCGCACGCCUCUGUUAAUAAUUCUUCACAGAACUUGCCAAUCAAGUCUGAUGAAAAACGAGUCGAAAGAAAUGAUAGUAAACAAAGUGUUGUUGCUUGUGCUCAAAAUAUUUUAACUUUAACUGCUUACGAUAACGAUUCAUUUGUUUUACUUACAACCGCACUUUUAAAAAUUGAAUAUAAAGACGGCGAAUCCAUGAUUUGUCGAGCGCUUUUAGAUGCCGGUUCUCAGUCAAAUUUCAUAAGUCAGGAAUUAUUUGAAAGAUUGAAUAUUCAAGGGACAGAUGUUCAUAUAAAAGUUAUAGGAAUAAACGGCAAUAUAAGUUUUAUUAAUAAUGUUAUUAAAUCACUAAUUAAAUCUAUAAACUCCAAUUAUAAUGUUAAUUUACAAUUUUUGGUAUCCAAUCAGAUAACGACUGACACACCCCACAUGGACUUUGAUACGUCUCAUCUCAAAAUUCCUAAUAAUAUUGAUUUGGCAGAUCCACAAUUUAAUGAAUCCAGUAAAGUUGAUAUACUUUUGGGUGCCGGUAUUUUUUAUCGCUUAUUAUUACCCGGUCAAAUUUCUCUAGGAAAGGGUCGUCCUAUUCUACAAAAUACAGAACUCGGUUGGAUUGUAGCAGGUACAAUCAGUUGUCCGAGUAUAAAUAAUAGAAAUUUUUCUGUGUGUAACUUGUCAAGGUCAAUGAACAAUCUUGAAAAUGGAUUAGAGAAAUUUUGGUUGAUAGAAGAAAUUCCGUCUUUGAAAAAUAACUAUACCGAGGAAGAAAAUGAAGUAGAGAGUCAUUUUCAACAGACUUAUAGUCGUGAUAAUUAUGGUAACUUUAUUGUCCGCUUACCUUUUAGGGACAAUCUAGAGCAGUUGGGCGAAUCAUAUGAUAUCGCAGUCAAUAGAUUUCAAUCCUUGGAAAGAAAACUCGGUAAAAAUCCUACAUUGGAAGAAAAUUAUAGUAGUUUUAUAAAUGAAUGUAUUAACUUAGGACAUAUGUCUGAAUUAAAUAAUUUUAAUUUCAAUUUACAGCCAAGCUUUUUCUUACCUCACCACGCUGUAAUAAAAGAGUCCUCAAUGACCACGCGACUUCGUGUUGUUUUUGACGCCUCCAGUAAAUCCACUUCGAGUUUAAGUUUAAACGAUAUAUUAAAAACAGGACCUUGCAUCCAGGAUACGUUAUUCUUUAUCUUAUUACGUUUUCGAUUAUUUCCGAUUGUAGUUUCCGCGGACAUCGCGAAGAUGUAUCGAUGCGUUAAAAUACAUGAAAACGAUACAAAGUUUCAAUUAAUACUCUGGCGCAAUAAUACUACAGAUCCUUUGAAAAUUUACAAGUUACUCACGGUAACAUAUGGGAUGAGCCCUGCCUCUUUUUUAGCUACUCGUUGCUUAAAACAGUUAGCUCUUGAUAAUGAAAUCAAUCAUCCUGAGGCUGCUCAAUCUAUUUUAAAGGAUUUUUACAUGGACGACUACUUAGUCUCCGUAAAGGAUAUUAAAUCUGCAUGUUUUUUAAUGAAAGAUGUAUAUAACAUUUUACUGUCGGGCGGAUUCCGUUUACGCCAAUGGUCUUCAAAUAAUGAGCAAAUUUUGAAUUUUGUUUCACAAUUAGAACCCUCUACUAAAACAGAUUAUAUUAUUAAGGACGAACAAAGUUGCAGUAAAACUUUAGGUACGGUCUGGAACUUUUCAGAGGAUAUUUUAAAAUAUGUUACAAAUCCCGAAUCUGGUCCAGAUCACUACAAGAUCUUCACAAAGAGACGAAUUUUAUCCGUUAUCAGUCAAAUCUUUGAUAUUCUAGGUCUUAAAGGUCCCGUUAUUACGCGCGCGAAAUUAUUUAUGCAAAAAUUGUGGGGUUUAAUAAUAGGUUGGGAUGAUCCAGUACCCGACAAUGUUCUAAUUUCAUGGCUACAGUUUUACAAUAGUUUGAAAUUAAUUGAAAAAUUAAAAAUUUCACGACAUAUUUUAAUAACAGAUUUCAUAUCCAUAGAAAUGCAUGUCUUUACCGACGCUUCUCAGUACGCUUAUGGUACUCCAAUUAAUUUCAGGUCCAUGAAUUCAUUGGACACAGUAAAUGUAAAUCUAGUUUGUUCCAAAUCUAGAGUUGCUCCUUUGAAAGUAAUUUCUAUCCCUCGAUUAGAGCUUUGUGCCGCAUUGUUAGGUGUUGAAUUAGCGCACACAGUAAUAAAGGCAACAGAAAAUGAAAUUAAAAUUGAUAAAAUAUUUUACUGGUGUGAUUCGACCAUUGUGUUGGCUUGGAUAUCAUCGGAAUCCAGUAAACUCAAAACGUUCGUCGCAAAUCGCGUAUCAAAGAUACAGACUUUUUCCCAUAGUCACCAGUGGCGUUACAUAUCAACGGAUUUGAAUCCAGCUGACUACAUAUCUCGAGGUGUCCACCCAGGAGAAAUACAAGAAUUAGAUUCGUGGUUCUUUGGUCCUAAAUUCCUUUCAAGUAGCAAUCAAUAUUGGCCUAAUAACAUUGAAACUCAAUCAAAUACCGAUUUACCUGAAUUGAAACAGCCGCCCAACAAAAUAUUGUUAACCAAAGAAUGUGUUAAAUUUGACGUCUUUUAUAAAUAUUCUUCGUUUAAUAAAUGUAUUCGUAUAAUCGCCUACCUUUUGCGAUUUAAAAAUAACUUAAAGGUUAAGCCCAAGCAGAGAGAUUUAAAUAAGCUUAAAAUUUCCGAAUUAGACGAAGCUAAAAUAAUUUUAAUUAAACAUUUUCAACGCAAACAUUUUGCUAUUGAAAUCAAAGAUUUAUUAAGACACAAACAAGUUUCAAAAAAGAGUAAACUCUUCCGCUUGAGUGUUUUUCUCGACGAGAGGGGUAUAAUAAGAGUCGGGGGACGAUUGAAAAAUACUAAUUUAAAUUUUGACAAUAAACAUCCAAUUAUUCUGCCUGCAAAAUGCCACUUAACAUCUCUUAUUGUGAGACAUUUUCAUUUUAAAUACUUGCAUGCCGGACCACAAACUCUAUUAUCUGUUAUUAGACAAAAUUAUUGGCCUAUGCAAGGUCGAAAUUCAGUUAGAGGAAUUUUAAGAAAAUGCGUUAUUUGUUUUAAAGUAUCACCUUCUGCAGGCCUUCAAAAAAUGGGUGAUCUACCGUCAACCCGAGUACAACCUUCUAGAAUAUUUUCUGUACUUGGAGUAGACUAUACGGGACCAUUCUUAAUUAAGAAUAGUUUUUUGCGAAAUACCAAAUCGAUAAAGGCAUGGAUAUGUAUUUUUAUAUGUUUUGCUUCUAAGGCCAUACAUAUCGAACUGGUAACUGAACUAUCAACUAAUAGUUUCUUGAAUGCGUUUAAAAGGCUAAUCGCUCGCAGAGGUUUUCCUUCGGAAAUCUAUUCGGACAAUGGGUCCAAUUUUGUCGGUGCGUCCAAUCUUAUAAACGAAAUCAAAGAUGAUGUAUUCCGAAAUUUUCUAAUUGACAAUCGCAUUAUUUGGCAUUUCAUACCACCGCGAUCUCCACAUCAUGGCGGAUUGUGGGAAAGCGCUGUACGACUCACAAAAUAUCAUUUAAAGCGAGUUUUACAGAACACUCUUCUAACUUACGAGAAUUUCUAUUCUUUAUUGGUUCAAAUUGAAUCUAUAGUAAACUCACGCCCUCUGACUCCGCUUAGUGAAGAUCCAGACGACUCGGAAGUUUUAACACCUGGACAUUUUAUAAUUGGUGCUCCUCUAACUUUCUUACCAGAAAACUCAUUAGACGUUAAACAUUCUAGGUUAAGUUGUCGCUAUAAACAAUUGCGAGCUUUAUUUGAACAGUUUUGGAGGAGCUGGUCUCGCAGUUAUCUACAGACUCUUCAAGAACGCCCCAAAUGGCAAGUUGCAAAUGACAUUUAUAAGGUCGGUCAAUGCAUCGUGUUACAUGAUGAUGCUGCUCCAUUAGCCUGGAAGAUUGGAAGAAUAAUGAACGUACAUCCUGGUGCUGAUGGGCACAUUCGAGUGGUAACUGUUAAAGUGAAAAACGCUAUAUUUAAACGUCCUGUUACUAAAAUCAGUGUUUUGCCUAUUUAUGAUCAAUCCUAA
Molecule: messenger RNA, 4617 nt
Organism: Diorhabda carinulata
Lineage: Eukaryota; Metazoa; Arthropoda; Insecta; Coleoptera; Chrysomelidae
Exons: 3
Coding region: 1-4617 (1538 amino acids)
Biological process (GO): DNA integration
Molecular function (GO): nucleic acid binding
Source: RefSeq, a predicted model, not a curated record